Molecule: messenger RNA, 204 nt
Organism: Microthlaspi erraticum
Lineage: Eukaryota; Viridiplantae; Streptophyta; Magnoliopsida; Brassicales; Brassicaceae
Source: the annotation of a GenBank genome assembly
AUGCUGGGAGUAUUACACUGCUGCCUCAGUUGGAUGAUGGUUCAAGAUCCUAGGAAACCAAAACACGUUGACGCCCUAUUUCUGCAACCUAGGCAGUCAGCUGUAGACAGACCCGUUGAGCCAUCAUCGAGAUCAGCUUCUACAACCUUCACUGGACCUACUCGAUUGUUGUCUCGCGAAACAGUUUCCUCUUCUCCUAAGUAG